AUGGCGCCUUCAGCACACCCUGACCUGCCGCAACCUGCACAUCUCGAUCGCGACUCUGCGCUCGCCCGCAAAUUCGGCCGAGAGGUGACGAAUUAUUUCGGAGGCUCGCCAUUGAACAGACUGUCGUUCCUCCGAGAUGACUCUACCUUCCUCGCCGGAGCAUUCGCACACCCGUCGACGAAAUUCAUUCUCUUCAAAACACUUUCGCCGGUGAUCAAGUCGCCAACGGAGAUUUAUUAUGCGACAUACGACGAGAUUAAAACGCUCUUGCCGCGGAACCCCUUCGAGAAGACGGAAAAGGAGCAGAUCGCCGAGUUCGACUCAUCGAUAGACAUUCCGACACUGGUGUUCUUGGGAAUCGACGAGAAGAUCAAAGACGGGUUUGCAUACAAGAAUUUCCUGGGCGCGCCGCACUUCGCACUGGACAUGACGCCGAAGAAGACAUUUGAAAAAGAAGCCAACGAAUUGGCCGACAAGUUUUUGGGUGCAGGACUGAAAUUCGCCGAGGGCAUGAGAGCCAUGAGCUUUCCUCCUGACGUUGCCGCCGAAUACGCCCAAGGCCGACACUACCUAGACUGGAACUCCCGCAACACAUUCUGCGGGACGUGCGGCCACAAAACGCUGUCGACGCACGCCGGCGCCAAACGCGUCUGCCCGCCCACUGACAAGGCCGAGACGCCGUCAGAGCGCGAACCGUGUUCGACGCGAACGACCAUCUCCAACCUCACUUUCCCCCGAACCGAUCCCACCAUCAUCGUCGCCGUGCUCAGCCACGACAGCAAGCGGUUGUUGCUGGGCCGCCAAAAGCGCUGGCCGCCAAACUGGUAUUCGACCCUCGCCGGGUUCAUCGAGCCCGCGGAGAGCGUCGAGGACGCGGUGCGCCGCGAAGUCUGGGAGGAGAGCGGCGUCGUCUUAUCCCGCGUGCUCAUCCACUCGACGCAGCCAUGGCCGUAUCCUGCGAAUCUGAUGAUCGGCGCCAUCGCCCAGGUCGCCAGUCCCGAAGAUGAGGUCAUUCGUCUGGAAUACGAUCCCGAAUUGGAGGUCGCCAAAUGGUUCACCCUUGAAGAGGUCCAGGACGCGUUGAAGUAUGGCACGAGUGGGCUGGGGGAGGAGGCACCCGAGGGCUACAAGGAGGGCGGUUUGAGGCUGCCUCCGCCCACGGCUAUUGCGAAUCAGUUGAUCACUGCGGUUGUCCGGGGCGGGUUCCUCGAGGGUGUUACGCCGCUGGCGACGAAUAAUGGUGCCGACAAUAAGCUGUAG
Capronia coronata CBS 617.96 is the source of this 1260-nucleotide messenger RNA. RefSeq lists its product as uncharacterized. Lineage: Eukaryota; Fungi; Ascomycota; Eurotiomycetes; Chaetothyriales; Herpotrichiellaceae. Gene Ontology annotation, molecular function: NADH pyrophosphatase activity; metal ion binding. The transcript has 3 exons. The record is from RefSeq and is a predicted model, not a curated record. Gene Ontology annotation, biological process: NADP+ catabolic process; NAD+ catabolic process. Gene Ontology annotation, cellular component: cytosol. Bases 1 to 1260 code for a protein of 419 amino acids.